Heterocephalus glaber (naked mole-rat) is the source of this 3893-nucleotide messenger RNA. RefSeq names its product cyclin Y (gene Ccny). The record is from RefSeq and is a predicted model, not a curated record. Gene Ontology annotation, biological process: regulation of cyclin-dependent protein serine/threonine kinase activity. Gene Ontology annotation, molecular function: protein kinase binding. NCBI's taxonomy places the organism in Eukaryota, Metazoa, Chordata, Mammalia, Rodentia, Bathyergidae.
GCGCCGCCGCCGUCGCUGCUGACCCGGCGGCCGGGCCUCCCUCAGCGCCCGCCCGCGCCCCGGGCCGCCGAAGAUGGGGACCACGACCUCGUGCUGCGUGUCGGCCAGCCCCAAGCUCCGCAGGAACGCGCACUCGCGCCUGGAGUCCUACCGGCCCGACGCGGACCUGAGCCGCGAGGACACGGGCUGCAACCUGCAGCACAUCAGCGACCGGGAGAACAUCGACGAUUUGAACAUGGAAUUCAAUCCUUCAGAUCAUCCUCGGGCCAGCACAAUAUUCCUCAGUAAAUCUCAGACGGACGUGAGAGAAAAACGCAAGAGUCUCUUCAUUAACCAUCAUCCUCCAGGACAAAUAGCAAGGAAGUACAGCUCCUGUUCCACGAUCUUCCUAGAUGAUAGCACAGUCAGUCAACCAAACCUCAAGUACACAAUUAAAUGUGUAGCUCUUGCAAUAUAUUAUCACAUCAAAAACAGGGACCCAGAUGGAAGGAUGCUCUUAGAUAUUUUUGAUGAAAACCUUCACCCUCUUUCGAAAUCUGAAGUGCCACCAGAUUAUGACAAACACAACCCAGAGCAGAAGCAGAUUUACCGGUUUGUUCGGACACUGUUCAGUGCUGCGCAGCUGACAGCUGAAUGUGCCAUUGUCACUCUGGUGUACCUGGAGAGGCUGUUAACAUACGCGGAGAUAGAUAUCUGUCCAGCCAACUGGAAGCGGAUUGUGCUAGGGGCAAUCCUGCUGGCUUCCAAGGUGUGGGAUGACCAGGCCGUGUGGAACGUGGAUUACUGCCAGAUCCUGAAGGACAUCACAGUGGAGGACAUGAAUGAGCUAGAGCGACAGUUUCUUGAAUUGCUCCAGUUCAACAUCAACGUCCCUUCCAGUGUGUAUGCCAAGUAUUAUUUUGAUCUUCGUUCUCUGGCAGAAGCAAACAACCUGAGCUUUCCCUUGGAGCCCCUGAGCAGAGAGAGGGCCCACAAGCUUGAGGCCAUCUCUCGCCUCUGUGAGGACAAGUACAAGGACCUGAGAAGAUGCUCACGGAAGCGGUCAGCCAGUGCUGACAAUCUGAGCCUGCCGCGGUGGUCCCCAGCCAUCAUCUCCUAACUGCGCAGUGUCCCCAGGGAGCCCGCACCACCCCUCCGUUUCUCCUGUGGCGUGAGAAAAGACAGCUGGGGUGGUUUUAUUUCUGUUCUUCCUUCCUUUUUCUAACUCAGCCCCGUCAGGAAGCCUUCACACCGCCUGGCGCUGUUGGCCCCACACAACAAGGCUUCGAGGGAAGCAGAGUCGGUAUUUGGAAACCUGUUCCCGCCUUUCCCCAUCUCCAUUAACAGCACUUCCUUCAUGGAGGAAACAGACUCUCAUCCUGGAGGAGGAAACAAAGGGAAAGGAAGUUGUGUGGAGGAGGGAAAAUGGUUGAGUGGCUUGGCCAUUUCUUAAAUGCCCCAUCUGAUCAGGAGGUGAAUGCGUUAGAAGCGCACAGUAGGUAGCCACGUUGGAUGUGCAUUAAAGACAGGAGUGCCAUGCUUACCACCCAUUUGGAUCAGUGUGUUCUGUAAGACUUAUUGCAUUCCUUCUUGCUGCUUUUUUGGGGGGAUUUGAGGGAUUUUAUUUUUAUUCUGUUUUGGUCCCACAGAGCAGAGAAUAUAGUUUGUACCCGUUAUGGCACAGACAUCCAAAUAAAUAAUACUGGUUUUCUCUCUGCACUAUUUUUGUGAGCUGUCUUCUGAGCUUUCUUCUUCGCAAGUGGGAUGUGCUUCUUAACAUUUCUGUACAUCUUUAUUGUACUGUAUAUGGUUUUUCUUCAACAGUGGCAAAAUUAACUUGACUAUAGUGUUGAACCAAAAGUAUCCCUUUCUCUUCUUACUCCUCACUCCAAGAAAAUUCUAGUUCAUAUGGGUGCUUGUGCCUUCCAGUUUUCUUAUCUUUGCUGUUUUUGUUCUUUUCAUUUGUACACCACCCCACCCCAUCUCCCCAGUUGUAGUUACAAAUCAGUCCGGCUUUGUGGGCUGAAGAAAACAGUGUGUAGGAAAGGGCUUUCCUGGCCGAGACUGAGCCAGGGAGCUCCAUGUGCCAGUCUCUAUGUGGAAGCAUUUCUCUGUUCUCCUGUCUAGUUCCUCCUUCUACUACCAUGUCCAUUGUUGCAAGCAAUAUUCUUCUCAAUUUUUAUAUGUUUACUCUAAAUCAAAGUUAGCCUAUUUGUAUAAAAUUUUUUUAAAAAUUUAAAACUAAAAAAAAGGGGGGUGGUGGGUAUUCCAGUAGGAAGAUCACUAACAGGGAAAUGUUACUAUUUACUGAGGUAUUUUUCACAGAAUGAUUGAAUAAAAACUCAACUUGCAAUUUCAUUGUGGGUGCUUAGAGGAGAUACAAAAUCCAAACUGUGAAGGUUUAUGCUUCAUUAAUUAUGACCAUGCUUUUUCAUUUUCUGACUAUCCCUGAUUUUCUUAUGAGCUAGAUAUAAGAAUAUUUUAUAUCAGGUAAAAUAAAAAAAUUAAAGAUAAAAUAGCAAAUUUGGUAUGAAAUCUAAGAAUCUGAGUCAUUUACACAGAUAAGGCUUUCGGCUUUUGCUUAUUUUCCUAGGCCACAGUGACUGAGGUUUCUGAGUAUUUUCCCUUUUCCAGUCUGAGGCAAAUAACAGCAGACGGUCUGUGUUUCACUGUCUGUCUUGUGAGCUUGGAAAACUUUAGAAUUCUGUUAAUUAGUCUCGAGUACCCCAAAGGCAUACACCUGACCCCCAUCUUACUUCCUCAAAGUGAACUAUGCUUUGGAAAUGGAAGGGACUCAGAAAGUCAAAAUCCCAAGAGCACCGAGCCAAAAGUCAGUUUAAAUGGAAUGUGUGUAAAUAAUUAUUGGGGCCAGAAAUAUGGCCAAAUUCCUUCUGGACUACACUUUCAAAUGCAGACAGCAGAAAAUGAAAACUUAAUUACCUUCCCAUUGUAAUUGUGAUUUACUUUGAAUGGGAACCAAAUCAGCUUCUCUCUUCAAGUAAGAGCUGAAUUUAGAACUUUAAAUAGAGAUCUAAAAAUGUAGAAAAUAUCAUUUUAUAUUCCCUAAUCUACAUAACUUAAAAAGGGACAUAUUUUCUUAGCCAAAUAUGAAUACCUCCUAGACAUAAAUUCAUUCCUCUCAUGUAAAAUAUCUUAUUUUAUUGAUCCAUUUCAUGAAAAAGGUUCUGCUGACUUUAGAGCAGAAAUCUUAUUUUUAUCCCUUUUAUUUGAGAGAUUUGAAAAUUGAAUAUGUAAAUAUUUCAAUGCAUCUGCUAUUAUUUUGUGGAGUUUAUUAAACUACUUUUAAAAAUUGUAUAGUCUAUUUAUUGUAUGUAUGUACAUACAGUCUAAUACAUGAAAUUUAAAGUGGAUUCCGUAUAACCUGGUUCAGUCUUGUUUAGACUAUUGAACAUUGUUUUAGCCUUGUGCACUGGACUCUACCUCUGUAUAGGAAAAUUUUCCUUAUUCAUUAAUUACUAUUGAUCUGUAUUAAUUGGUUAUGUUUCUUGCACUAAGGAUUUUUAAAACUACUGUAAGUGUAGGUUUUAGUUUUACCUUUGCAGAUGAAUCACUUGACUUAUAGAUAGAUCUUAGGUUCAUUUUAUUUUUCUACAUGAUGAUGAAGGCAACAUUUUUUGUUCUCUGCUUUGUUCUGUUUGCCAAAAGAAAAAACAAACAAAAAUACAAAACCAGUACAGUACUUAGUGAUAAAUCUUAGUGACUAUAAUUUGUUUGCAAAGUGAUUAAAUGCCCUACAAUUAAAACUGGAUGGCUACUUAGGAACACAUUGUCUUAGUGUAGUUUUUGAAUGCAGAGUUUUCCGUCAUUAAUUUCAAUGAAGAAAACUUCACAAUUUGUUGACUUUUUAGAUUUGACUUAAACAACAAAUAAAGUCAUUGGGACAAUAAUAGACA